This is a messenger RNA of Schistosoma rodhaini, 6893 nucleotides long. The record is from the annotation of a GenBank genome assembly. Lineage: Eukaryota; Metazoa; Platyhelminthes; Trematoda; Strigeidida; Schistosomatidae.
GUCAAGGUCAGUGAAAUCUUAAAACUAUGUCAUUUCGUGACUCAGUAGAUUAUGUGUCACAAGAUCGAAUCAGCCAACUUGCUCGUACUUAUUGGAUUACAACUCAGGGGCCACUAAAAAAUAGUCAUCCUUCAGCAUGUCCAACAGAUACAUACAGACCUUUUCAACCAAAUGUGAUGGAACGGAUUUAUCGUCAGGAAUUGCUGGCCUCUGGAUUUUCACAUCGCCGAUGUCUAGCUCUUGAAUUGAAUCAGUAUUUAGAGCAAUGGCUUUGGCCACAUUUUGAACCAGAUACUAGCAGCCGUGCCCAUGUUUUAUCAAUAUGUGCAAUGGUUAAUGAAAAAGCCCGUGGUCGUGUUCCAAUAUGGCCGACUUUUGUAGUCACAGCGGAUAAAUUUAGUGGGCUUAUUCAACGAGUACUGCAUAUUCUACUUGAUGAAUCCCCACAGAUAUUGACGGUUAACCCACUGCUCACUGAGAUCAAUACAAGAUCUAAAGAUGAUGAUAAUGAUGGGAAAGACAAACACCAAACGUCCGAUGAGUCGUCGAAUCCAGUACAACAGAAAAAAUGUAUUCUGGAGCAUAUAGUUCUUAUCAUUUUCUUAUCACAUUGUUUUACAAAUUUGGCUGAAGUUGGUGUAUUACGACGUAGUCUUCGUGAAUUAUACAGCCUAGCCAUUUGGCAAGAUCAUCUUCAACCGACUCGUUUAAGUCUUGAACUAAAAUCACAUCCACGAUAUGCUCGCUUAUUAAAAAAAUUACAAAAAUAUCGUGAUACAAAAGUUUCCCCUACUGAACGAGAUAAUAUGGUAUUUCAGCAUUCAUUUAUUCCACGAAUUUUGGAUGUGUUUUUAAUUCUGUUGAAUUCAAUACCUGAAAAGGAUGAAGAUAAGGUAUGUAUGUAACUAUCGAUUUUCGAUUUGGCCUCUGAUUUUUCAAAAGCAAAAUUAACUAGCAUUGUGAAAGGAAUUGGAAUAAUUAUGUUUUGUGUACGUUUAAUUUUCAACAUACGAGCAGGAGUAUGUUAGAAGAGAGUUGAUGGCGCCCAAACUGGGACAUAGCAUCAAGUCAUGAGUCUGUUGACUGUUGGUCUGAACCAAGUUGGUAAAUGCAUACUACAGAAUCGGGAUCCAUGUGAUGAUUGUUAUCAAUGGUUGAACAUAUUAGGUGGGAUAUUUUAAAAUUGGUCUCAGCGGCGCUGCUCUAUUCAUCUAUCUUUCCUUAGAUAUUGAGUCUUAAUAUAAUUCUAUACUUUUUAUCUUAUCACUACAUUUAUUCCUUUCGGACCAUAUUGUUUAUAUGUAGUUUUUCUUACUGUCAUUGAAACUACUAUCCCGACUCAUUUAUUAUCCAUCUUGUUAAUUUCACCUCGCCUUGCUGUUAUGGUAUAACAGCUUGAACCGAUGCAUAUUUGUUCUAACUCGUAAUCUGAUCGACUGAGCAGUAUCAUUAAUCAGAAGUAAUAAUAAGUGACAAAAUGGGUUAAAUACCAAAUAGUCAUCCUUUCAGAAAUUGAUGUAAUUAUUCGAUGCAAGGUCAGUUUUUCAUUCAUAUCGCUAGACUUUCCUAAAUAACGAAAGGUUUUUCUCUCCAAUUCACGCAGUUGAUCUUAUUUCAACAGAACACUAAGUACCUUAUCAGUUGAUUAUCAUGUCGGUUGUUUUUUUGUUUUUUUCUGAGGAGUAUUGUGUUCCCAAGCCUUGACUUCAAUAAGAUGUAUAUCGUGUACUACUCAUUCGAUCCUAUAGAAACGAACUUCUUCGUUGAAUAAAUACACUUAAUUUUCUAGUAUACAUUAAACCAGUAGCAUAAUUUUUACAGUACAUUUAUGAUAGUUCUUUACACAAAUUAGUGCGCAAAUAGUAACUACAGUAAAUGAUUGUAUCCUUUUGAUCAGAAACAACAUAUCACUAUCACUGAAUAAGGUGACAGAUCAUUACAACACACUUUCUUGAAGUAAUUCACAGAAAAGUCGUACUUGCCGAGACUUGUCAGUCAAACUGGUGCCAAAUUUAAAGAGCCUUUUUCACCAUGAGUAAAUCUUCAAUUGUCAUGGUAGGUUAGGCAUUUAAAUGAGCCACUAGACAGUUAAUAAAGCUAGCUGUUUAUUUAAAUAUCUCCCUCAGUGAUAACUGGCUGUGGAUUUAAACGGUGUGAGACCUAACGUUGGUGGAGCAUAGGUCACUUCUAUGGUUACAAUCUCAUCUCUUUUCAACGCCUACCGGUAUGCACAAAAUUUAGGUUCAAGUUUUCGGACAGUUUUUACAACCUAAUAAAACAGAAUCCUUUGUCAUGCAAACUAUCGUACAACCAUACUGAAUUAUUUUAAUUUCCUCUCCUUUUCUUUUAAUUAAAGCCCAUAGAACCUUUGUUGAUUCACUACUUAGAACGUUUCAUAUUAUUGCUAAUCGAUUUGGAAAGUAUGCUGCUUACACGUCGAAUAUUAAAUGUUGUUCUCGACGAUAGACAUAUUGUUGUAUAUUGUCAGAAAUCUGCACUUAUCAAACGUCCAGAUGGAAAGUUAUUUUCAGAACUAGUUGAUUUGCUAGCUUUUUACGCUCAUUUUCAUAUUGAUGAAAGUACUGGCGAACCAUUGGAUGAAGCGGAAAUGGAUAAAAGACACUGUGCUAAACUAAGUAAUUUACAAUUGAGAACAUUUGCAUUGCAUAAAGACAAACUUCUACCAUUUUCUGUCUCACAUCCUGCUGGAAUUGAAACUGCACAAUUGUUACGUAAACAUUUAUCAGUGUUAGACAGAGAUCAACUUUAUCAACUAGCUUCAUGUUUUGGUCUUGUUACAUUAAAAAAAGAAUCUAUUCAAAAUAAUGAACAAAAUAAGAUUGAUGAUACUAACGAUUGUCAGUUACCACCUGCAAAACGAAUUCGUUCAAAUGAUCAAGAUGUAGAUGAGUUUGAUUUAAACUCUCUUAGAGAUAAAUUAGAAGCUAAAUUUAUGGAUAAAGAUUUGAUAAUUCGAAUUGUAAUUCAUCAUUUUGCUCGUCGUCAAUCUGAAUUGGAAUAUAUAAACAGUUUAUCAUUAUAUCCUACAGAAGAUUUAAUUUGGGAUGAAAAUCGUGUUCCAACGGAAUACUAUUCUGGUGAAAAUUGUUUAGCUUUACCAAAAUUAGGCUUACAAUUUUUAACUUUACAAGAUUACUUACUAAGAAAUUUCAAUUUAUUUCGUUUAGAGUCAACUUAUGAAAUCCGACAAGAUAUUGAAGAUGCUAUUGUUCGUUUGAAAGCAUGGCGUGGUGAAUUUGGUCAAGCCGUCUUUGAUGGUUGGUCAAGAAUGGCUUUACCAAUACAAGCAUUUAAUAUUGUUGAGGUAGCUAAACCAGAUUUAGGUGCUAGACAUCCAGCACGUGUACGUGCUGAUGUGCGUGUAGCACUUGCUGGUCUUCGUCCAGAGAUUCGUAAAGAAUGGCUUGGUUUACGACGUCAUGACCCAGUGUUUCUAGUAACAAUACGACCUACUAAACAACAAGGAUGGAAAUUUAACACGAACGAACCGUUUGCAUCACAAGUUGGUUUACAUUAUGUUCGUGGUUGUGAAAUUGAAGGUCAAGUCGAUAAGGAAGGUAAACUAGUACCGGAUGAAGAACGUCUAGGCUUUUUACCAUUAAAAGGAGAAAAGCCUAACUUAGUUGAUACUUUACCAACAUGGCGUGUACGCUUAGAUCCCGUACAAUAUCAAACAGAUUUAGACCAUUUAAAGACUGAACAAAUGCGUGCUGAAGUGUUACGAUCAAAAGUGAUUCGAGCAAAACGUGAAGGACGUACUACUGAAGAAAUUCAAGCAUUACAGUCACAAGUUGAUGAAGCUGAACAAGUUUCCCCAGAAGAUUUAUAUGAUACAUUCAAUGUUUUAAUUAGACGAAAACCAAAAGAAAAUAAUUUCAAAGCUGUUUUAGAAACUAUAAGGGAUCUUAUGAAUAUUCGAUCUGUUGUCCCUGAAUGGUUAUUAGAUUUAUUAAUGGGUUAUCUUGAUCCUGCCGCUGCACAUUAUACACAUCGUUCAGAUGUAUAUGAACAGCGACAAAAUUGGCUGGAUACAUUUUUAUCUCCAGAACAUUUAAAACACUCAUUAUCCCAAUAUAAUGUACAAUUUACAGAUAAACGUCAAAGUCGUAAAUGGAAGUCUAGUUGUCAAGCUGAAAUAUCAGAUAUAACUGAUCCCACAAAUCAUCUACCUGGACCACCUUAUCGUCUUAUUUUUCCAAAAUUGGAAGAUGAUCCAACUGCAAAAGUCGAAGCAAUGAUUCCAUCAGAUAUGAUUAUUCAGAAGCAUUCAACUAGUAGUGCUAAUGUAGAUACUUCUAACAAUAACUUUAAAAAUGAUGAAAAACCGAAUUUGAUUGCUGAAGCCUACGAUCCACCUUUACAACCGCCUUGGAGUUUACUUGCUCAGGCUGGAGGUCAUUUACCUAAUAGCCUUUCAUCUAUGAAUUCUAAACUUGGUAACAAAGUGCCAUUCACACCAGCACAAAUAGAAGCUAUUCGAUCUGGUAUGCAAUGUGGUUUAACUUUAGUAGUCGGUCCACCUGGUACUGGGAAAACAGAUGUAGCUGUACAAAUUAUUCAUAAUUUAUAUCAUAAUUAUCCUAAUCAACGCAUUCUUAUCGUAACUCAUUCAAAUCAAGCAUUAAAUCAAUUAUUCGAGAAAAUUAUCGCUUUAGAUGUUGACGAACGUCAUCUUUUACGUUUGGGUCAUGGAGAAGAAGGUUUAGACACUGAUAAAGACUUUUCACGUUAUGGUCGAGUUGAUUAUAUUUUAGCUAAACGUAUACAUCUUUUACAAGAAGUGACACGUCUAGCAAAAACUUUAAAUCCAUCAUCAGCUAUUCCACAAUUAUCUACCGAUAAUCUUCCUGAUUCUGAUUUAUCUGAUUCAACAAAUAGUUUUCAUUUACAAACUUGUGAAACUGCUCAAUACUUUUAUAUUCAAGAAGUUCUAUCACGUUGGGAAGAUUUUAUUAGUAAGAUAGCUGCAAGCGAUACAUCACACCAUUUAAUGAGCAGUACCAAUAAAAAAAAUCAAUCAAUGACAGAAGAAAAAACGGAAAAAGAUGUGAUUUAUGAUCCAAAUUUAAUUCGAAAUAGUUUUCCGUUUACAGAAUUUUUCACUGGUCAAAAAACUCCAUCCAAUGAAGUAAUGAGUCAAUUGUUUCCGGGUCAAAAUCUCUUGGAAGAUGUUGCUUUAGCACAUGCCUAUUUUCGUUAUCUUCAUUCUAUAUUUACUCAACUAGAUGAAUUUCGUGCUUUUGAAUUAAUGCGUACCGGUACGGAACGUGCCAAUUAUCUUUUAAUCCAAGAAGCAAAAAUUAUUGCAAUGACAUGUACACAUGCUGCAUUACGUCGAAGAGAUUUAGUUCAACUAGGAUUUACAUAUGAUACAAUUCUAAUGGAAGAAGCAGCACAAAUAUUAGAAAUUGAAACAUUUAUUCCAUUACUUUUACAAAAUCCUGAUAUAUCUGGUAGAAAUCGAUUAAAACGUUGGAUUAUGAUUGGUGAUCAUCAUCAAUUACCGCCAGUUGUUAAAAAUCAAGCAUUUAAUAAUUAUUCCAAUAUGGGUCAAUCAUUAUUUGCACGUUUAGUGAAACUUGGUGUACCAACUGUACAAUUAGAUGCACAAGGUCGUGCUAGACCAUCACUUUCACGUUUAUAUAGUUGGCGAUAUGAUCGAUUAACUGAUUUACCGCAUACAUUGAAUGAAGUACAAUAUCGUUUGGCUAAUCCAGGCUUUAGAUAUGAUGUACAGUUAAUAAAUGUUGAAGAUUAUAAAGGUAUCGGUGAAUCUGAACCCAGUCCAUUCUUCUAUCAAAAUUUAGCAGAAGCUGAAUACGUUGUUGCAGUCUACAUGUAUAUGCGUAUAUUAGGUUAUCCAGCUGAAAAAAUCACGAUACUCACUACUUACAAUGGUCAAAAACAUUUGAUUCGUGAUGUUAUAGCUGCUCGUUGUGCACAAAAUCCUUUAUUAGGAAAUCCAAGUAAAGUAACCACUGUAGAUCGUUUCCAAGGUCAACAAAACGAUUACGUACUAGUUUCAUUAGUACGUACACGUACUGUUGGUCAUUUACGUGAUGUUCGCCGUUUAAUUGUUGCUCUAUCACGUGCUAGGCUUGGAUUGUAUAUAUUUGCUAGGAUUGAACAAUUUGCCAGUUGUCCAGAAUUAAAACCUGCUUUUGAUUUACUUUUAAACCGUACGUCUGAAGAAAGUAGACAGAUGAAACCGACUGAACUACAUCUAACGCCAUGGGAAGUAUGGAUUGAUCCUCGUAGUCCAACAGUAUUGAAAGAACAACAUCGUCUACAAACUGAUCAUAAUCUUAAUCAACCGCCUUUGAUCAUUAAAGAUAUGCCACAGAUGAGCAAUUAUGUUCGUGAAUUAUACGAUCAAAAAUUGCAAUAUUUAAUGACUCAAUUACAAAAACAACAACACGCACAGAAUAAAACGAUAACAGUAGCGACUACUGGUACUACUGCUACUACUACUACUACUGUUGGCUCAAAAGAUAUUGCUAUCAGCAAUGAUUCAUCAACUAGUUUAUCCGUUUCAUGCACAGGUUUAAAUGAAUUACCUCAAGAACAACAACAGCCGGAGUCGGUUACUACUGAAAAUAAUCAUAAUGGUGAUGUUAUGGAUACCAGUCAAGGAUUAGAUCAUACUCCCAAUCUUAUGUUGAUUGAUAAUGAUGACACCGCUGGCGUUGCUAUCGAUACUCCUACUGCUUCUCCUACCAUCAACACAGAUGAAGCGAACGCUGACAAUUCUGUGGAAAUGACAGAUACUAAUUAGUUUUUUCUAUGUUUAGUAAUGUCUUACUGUUUUUAUUAUGUUGACUGUAUAGAAUAAAUUUUUUCAUCUAAUUCAAGCUUGUUUAUUAACAUGAUUU